CCACUACUCCCCAUGCAUGGUCCAUUUCAUCAAAGCAGAUUACAACAAGCUGCCCAAACAGUUGCUCCUACAGUAGUAGCCUAGCCUCUUCCUCUUCCUCUUCUUCCUCCUCUCUGAAUCAUAAAAGAAACGCAAAAGCCAGUGAAGCUUCCUCCAAUGAAUCCACCUCCUCCAUAUCUUCUCUUCUCCUCCGCAUGCAUAUAUCCAAGCAUUCUUUACUCAAGCCACUAGCUAGCUAGCGUGCUCUGCAUGCCAACGCCACCUCCUGUCCACUAGCCCUACGUACGUAGCAGCUUCUCCCAAGAGCGCAGCGCGCCAUGAGCAACGUGUUCGGCGCCGGCGGCCAUGGCCGUGGUGACCAUGGCCAUGGAGGAGGGGGCGGAGGGGAGCAGCACGGGGGAGCCGACGGCACGCUGCUCUGCUACUUCCACCCGAGGGAGCUGCUGGUCGGCGUGUGCGCGCACUGCCUCCGGGAGCGCCUGCUCCUCCUCCUCGCGGCCAAGCAGGGCGGCGGCACAGGCCGCGCGCGCCCGCCGGCCGACGGCGCCAGCUACCUGUCGGCGCGGCCCUACUGCCGGGCGCUCCGGCGCAGGACGGGCAGCAUCUCCAGCUCGCUCCCCAAGGUGUUCGCGCUCGGCUCCUUCCUCCAGCGCCUCGACUCCUCCCGCCACCACCACCACCACCACCACCCCGACGACGACCACGACGGCGGUGGCCGUGGCGAGGACAAGGACAGGAACCCCGACGACGAUGACGACACCGCCUCCGUCGCGAGCCUCGACGAUUCCUUCAUAUCGAUCAAGUUCGAGGACAACGGCAAGGCGACAUGGGUGGACAGCCAGCAGACGUCCCUAAAGCCGGUGCGCGAGGCGACGACGGCGACGACGGCGACGACGACGAAGACCCUGGUGGUGGAGCAGGCGAGCCGGCGGGGUGGCGUGACGCGGUGGCGGAAGCAGGUGGUGGGGCGGCUGCUGCAGCUGGCGCGGUGGAAGCGGGCGUCGGGCAAGCAGCCGUCGUCCUCGGCGGCGGCGGACCAGCGGUCGAAGGCGCGGGGCGGCGGCGGCCGGAGCUGGAUCCGGAGCCUGACGCGGCGGCGCGCCGCGCACGGCGAGAGGGCGUGGUCGUGAGCGGGCCACGGGCAGCUACGCGUCCACACGUGAUCGGUGGAUCGAGUAUGCACGUACGCACGCACGUGGCGCAUACAGCCAGCCACAGAUCCAUCCAUAUCUCCAUUUCCAUCCAGAUAUAUAUAUAUAUAUAAAUAUAUAUAGUAAUCAUAAUCAGAUAUAGAUAUAUAAUAUACUACACAGCAAAAGAAGGAAAGGAUCGCAUUCUGCAGAUCUCGUUUCUUUCCUUCCUGCAUGAGAGGUGUUUGUUUGUCCCCAGGAUUUUGCUCAUUAGUUUUGACAGAUAAAAACAGAUAGAAAAAAUUGGCGUGUUGUGUACAUAGAAAUGCCUGUAUUUUCUUUCUGUCAAGAAGUGGCAUGAUAUUACUCUGAACUUUGAAGUCUGGAUUGCCUGUGUAGUGUCAAUUUUCAGCAAAUGACACUGGUAAUUUUGGUUUGCAUCUCCAAAUGCCAUUUUAGCUCCUUGUGUGUGUGUGUCUUGUUUGUUGUCAUGUACUCCCUCCAUUCACAAAUAUAAGAUGCCUAAAUAUUUUUCUGAA
Molecule: messenger RNA, 1669 nt
Organism: Triticum urartu
Lineage: Eukaryota; Viridiplantae; Streptophyta; Magnoliopsida; Poales; Poaceae
Source: RefSeq, a predicted model, not a curated record